AUGGACAUUAGAGAAACAUGGAAAAUUAUUGAAUAUGGAAAAAUUUCAGGGCCCAUCAAUAUACCAUUGGAUGAUAUAGGUCAAAUUCACAUAAACCAAGAGAUUUCAAAGGAGGAGGAGUACAGUGAAGUAAAACCAUCCACAUCUGGAAGGCUCAUGUUUUUUGUCUAGCUGGAGUAAGAAAGAAACAAGACAACUUUGGACGUAGCAAUAUCUUUGGACUUUAAUAGUGCUGAGCAGUAUGCUAGAAAUUGGACAAAAUAG
Molecule: messenger RNA, 264 nt
Organism: Ictidomys tridecemlineatus (thirteen-lined ground squirrel)
Lineage: Eukaryota; Metazoa; Chordata; Mammalia; Rodentia; Sciuridae
Source: RefSeq, a predicted model, not a curated record